Messenger RNA from Apodemus sylvaticus (European woodmouse), 7561 nucleotides. It is a transcript of the gene Ttc3, whose product is annotated as tetratricopeptide repeat domain 3. The record is from RefSeq and is a predicted model, not a curated record. Gene Ontology annotation, biological process: ubiquitin-dependent protein catabolic process. Gene Ontology annotation, molecular function: protein binding; ubiquitin-protein transferase activity. The transcript has 37 exons. Lineage: Eukaryota; Metazoa; Chordata; Mammalia; Rodentia; Muridae. The coding region runs from base 46 to 4845 and encodes 1599 amino acids.
GCGGCGGGGUUCACGGAAGCGUCUGCGCGUCCCGCCGCAGCCGAGAUGCCCGGGCAUCGGGGCGCUCCACACCUCCCUCCGUGGGUGUGUGGAUUGUGCAGCAUGGAUGACUUUGCUGAGGGAGGUCUCAGUUUGGCAGAUGAUAUCUUACUGGAAGACUACCCCUAUGAGGAUGACUGUAUCUGUACUCCUGACUUUACCACUGACGAUUAUGUUCGAGUAACCCAGCUGUACUAUGAAGGCGUGGGUAUGCAAUAUAAAGAUUAUGCCCAAAGUGAGAAAAAUUUAGAAUAUGACAUCUGCAAUAUAUGGUGCAGUAAGCCACUCUCCAUCCUACAAGAUUACUGUGAUGCCAUUAAGCUGUACAUCUUCUGGCCACUUCUUUUUCAACAUCAACACAGUUCUAUAAUAUCAAGAUUGCACCCCUGUGUAGAAGCCAUCCGGUCUCGUGCUGCUGAGAUAAGUUUGAAGAAAUUACAGCAUCUUGAGUUGAUGGAAGACAUUGUGGAUUUGGCAAAGAAAGUUGCAAAUGAUUCAUUCCUUAUAGAAGGCUUAUUGAAAAUUGGCUAUAAAAUAGAAAAUAAAAUCUUGGCAAUGGAAGAUGCUUUAAAUUGGAUAAAAUACACGGGUGAUGUAACAAUUCUACCUAAAUUAGGAUCAGUUGACAGUUGCUGGCCCAUGCUAAGUAUUUUCUUUACUGAAUAUAAGUACCAUAUUACUAAAGUUGUAACUGAAAAUUGCAACUUGCUAGAAGAAUUUAGAAGGCAUAGUUGCAUGCAGUGUGUGAAGCAAGGAGAACUAAUGAAAAUGAGAGGAAAUGAAGAGUUUUCAAAGGAAAAGUUUGAAAUAGCUGUUAUUUAUUACACCAGAGCCAUUGAAUAUAGACCUGAAAACCAUCUUCUUUAUGGUAACCGAGCUCUCUGUUUUCUUCGUAUGGGGCAGUUUAGAAAUGCACUUAGCGAUGGAAAGAGGGCCAUUGUUUUGAAGAACACCUGGCCAAAGGGUCAUUAUCGUUAUUGUGAUGCUCUUUGUAUGCUGGGGGAAUAUGACUGGGCCCUGCAAGCAAACAUAAAAGCUCAAAAACUCUGUAAAAAUGACCCUGAGGGAAUCAAGGAUCUAAUUCAGCAGCAUGUAAAGUUACAAAAACAAAUAGAAGACCUGCAAGGUCGAACAUCAAAUAAGAAUCCAAUUAAAGCUUUUUAUGAAAGCAGGGCUUACAUACCUAGAAACUCAUCAGCGCCUGCUUUUAGAACAUCACUUAACUUUGUGGAAACAGAAAGAGGUUUCAGAAAAACUAAGUACAAAAUGGCAAAUGGUGGCAAUCAGAAUCAAAAGGUGGCAGAUGAGGAUUUGAAGGGGGACGAUUGUGACUGUCAUCCUGAAUUUCUGCCACCUCCAAGUCAGCCUCCAAGACAUAAAGGAAAACAAAAAUCACGAAACAAUGAAUCAGAAAAGCCCAGUUCUAAUUCACAAGUGACUUUACAAGUAGAUUUGAAAAGUAUUUUGGAGAAACAGUUUUCAAAAUCUUCCAGAGCUGCACACCAGGAUUUUGCUAACAUCAUGAAAAUGUUAAGGAGCUUGAUUCAGGAUGGGUACACGGCCCUGUUAGAGCAGCGCUGCCGCAGCGCUGCCCAGGCCUUUACAGAGCUACUCAAUGGUUUAGAUCCUCAGAAAAUAAAGCAAUUGAACCUGGCUAUGAUUAACUAUGUAUUAGUAGUCUAUGGACUCGCUGUUUCUCUCCUCGGAAUAGGACGACCUGAGGAGCUGUCUGAAGCCGAAAACCAGUUUAAGAGGAUUAUCGAACACUAUCCCAAUGAGGGGCUUGACUGCUUGGCCUACUGUGGAAUAGGAAAAGUAUAUUUGAAGAAAAACAGAUUUCUCGAAGCUCUUAAUCACUUUGAAAAGGCAAAGACUUUAAUUAAUCGUCUCCCUGGAGUUCUAACUUGGCCCACAAGUAAUGUGAUUAUUGAAGAAUCUAAGCCAGAAAAAGUUAAGAUGAUGUUAGAGAAGUUUGUUGAAGAAUGCAAGUUUCCGCCAGUGCCAGAUGCUGUUUGUUGCUAUAAGAAGUGCCGUGGAUAUUCUAAAAUUCAGAUUUACCUAACUGAUCCAGACUUUAAGGGUUUUAUACGAAUUAGCUGUUGCCAAUACUGUAAAGUAGAAUUUCACAUGAACUGCUGGAAAAAGUUAAAAACAACAACUUUUAAUGAUAAAAUUGACAAGGAUUUUCUACAAGGAAUUUGUCUCACCCCUGACUGUGAAGGAAUCAUUUCAAAGAUCAUCAUCUUUAGCAGUGGAGGUCAAGUUAAAUGUGAAUUUGAACACAAGGUCAUAAAAGAAAAAGUUCCUUCAAGACCUGUUCUGAAACAGAAAUGUUCUAGCCUAGAGAAGUUAAGACUGAAAGAAGACAAAAAAUUGAAGAGAAAGAUCCAAAAACAAGAGGCAAAAAAGUUAGCACAAGAAAGAAUGGAAGAGGAUUUAAAAGAAAGUAAUCUACCUAAAAAUGAAGAGCCAGAAGAAACUGUGGACAGUGCUCAGAGUUGUCAGUUUCUUGACGACAGAAUUCUGCAGUGCAUAAAGCAGAAUGCUGACAAGAUUAAAUCCGUUGUGUUGAAUACAUCCACACUUCUCAAAGAACUGCUCUCUUGGAAGGUUCUGAGCACAGAAGAUUACACAACAUGUUUUUCUAGCAAAAAUUUUGUUCAUGAAGCAGUGGACUAUGUUAUUGGUCUCUUGAUCCAAGAGAAGAACAGAGUAAAGACACGGAUAUUUCUACAUGUUUUGAGUGAGCUUAAAGAGUUAGACCCUAAGUUGGCUCCCUGGAUCCAGAGACUGAAUAGUUUUGGCUUAGAUGCCACAGGACCCUUCCUCACUCGGUAUGGAGCAUCUCUCAAGGAGCUUGAUUUUAACGUUGUGGCUUUCCUCUGGAAUGAGAAGUACGGCCACAAACUGGGCUCUGUAGAAGGAAAGCAACUUGAUUAUUUCUGUGAGCCAGCAUCAGUCAUGGAAGCACGCUGUCUAAUAUGGCUGCUGGAAGAGCACAGGGACAAGUUUCCGGCCUUGCAUAAUGCUUUGGAUGAGUUCUUUGAUAUAAUGGACAGCCGCUGCACCGUGCUGAGGAAGCAGGACAGCGAUGAAAUGCCGUUUGGUUGUAUCAAGGUAAAAAACAAAGGCAAGAAAAAGAAGCCAAAAGAUUCAAAGCCAAUGUUAGUGGGAUCUGGAACGGCAUCAGUAACACCAAGUGAGACUGCCACUCCAGAAGACAAUAACAGGCGCAACUCAGAAUCUGCAGGGCCAUUUGCAGUGCCUGACCACCUUCGGCAAGAUGUGGAAGAAUUUGAAGCUCUUUAUGACCAGCACAGCAGCGAGUAUGUUGUCCGAAAUAAGAAGCUGUGGGAUAUUAACCCCAAACAGAAAUGUUCGACCCUGUAUGAUUAUUUUUCUCAGUUGUUGGAAGAGCAUGGCCCCUUGGAUAUGAGUGACAGGAUGUUCUCUGAGGAAUAUGAAUUCUUCCCUGAAGAAACUCGACAGAUACUGGAGAAGGCAGGAGGGCUGAAGUCGUUCCUCCUGGGCUGUCCUCGCUUUGUUGUGAUUGACAACUGCAUUGCAUUGAAAAAAGUUGCCUCAAGACUCAAGAAAAAAAGAAAGAAGAAAAACAUUAAAAAUAAAGUUGAAGAAAUUUCAAAAACGGGAGAAUAUUUACGAGUUAAACUACCACUAAAUCCAACUGCUAGGGAAUUUCAACCAGAUGGAAAGUCUGAGGCAGCAUUUGAGGAUGUGAAGUCCACACCGGGACCUGCUGACUCUUCCACACCAGCUGCUGAGGAUCUGAAACCCCAACUGGACUCUGAUAGCUCUUCUGGGUCAGCUUCAGAGGACAGCAGACUGGAAAUGCUCUCUCCUGACUCUCCUCCACUCUGUGAGGAUGCUUCUCCUUCCCCCACACCGGCUCCUGAAGAUGCCAAACCAACAUACUGGACUCAGUCCCACUUGGUCACAGGAUUCUGCACAUACCUUCCUUUUCAAGGGUUUGGCAUCCCCCAGUCGCGGCCAGCAUACAUUAACAUGGUACCAAGCCUGUCCCAAUUCGCUGGCAUCUACACACCUCUGGCCAGCAUUUCUUCUGAGUAUUCGAUGCACAGGUCCAUGCCACUGGUACCAUCUUUUGUAGCCAGCAACCGAGCAGAUGAGAAUGCCGCUGCAUACUUCAAGAGUCAUGAUCCGAAUACUGAGAAUGACUCUGGUGACCACAUUGCCUCUGGAACGCAGAUCCUGGAGGGUUCUUUGGGAAUGUGUGUAAAGUACCAGAGCUGUGCAGCUGAUGCUGAUUCAGCUCUGAGUGAGCCUGAAGGAAACAGCAGCAGCAGGAGCUCUGACAGCCUGUGGGAAGCUUCUCUAGAAGAUGUCAGUGGGAUAACAGAUGCUCCACCAGCUCCGUCGGUUGCAGUGCAGGUAUCUAAGCACGUGAUAAAUCAGGAAGUCAAUACUGAGCCAUAUGGCCCAUUUGAAAUUCAGCAGGGAGACCUUUCCCAGAAGGAAAGGGAGUACCACCUGCUCAGAGAGCAGCUUAAGGUGGCGUGUGAGAACUAUGAGCAGAUAGAACUCAGGAGCUCACAAGAGAUCAGGGACCUGGAGGAAAAGCUGCAAAGGCACACAGAGGAAAACAAGAUCUCAAAGACGGAAUUAGACUGGUUUCUCCAAGAUUUGGACAGAGAAAUUAAAAAGUGGCAACAAGAGAAAAAAGAAGUCCAAGAAAGAUUAAAAGCCCUGAAGAAAAAAAUUAAAAAGGUUAUCAAUACCAGUGAAAUCAGAGACCUUUAUAGGGGCUGGAGAGAUGACUCAGUGUAAGAGUGUUGAAUGCUCCUCCAGAGGACCCAAGUUCAGUUCUCAGAAGCCUCGUGGCCGCUUACAGCUAUCUAAUCCAGCUUCAAGAAGUUUGACACCUUCACACUAUAGGCAAAACACCAUUGCACAUAAAAUAAAUAAAUGAUUUUUUAAAAAAGAUCUUUAUAGAUACGAUUUUUACAAUGGUUUCAUAUUCAUUGAAAAGUUCUCUUGCCUAGAACUUUGUCUGCCCUGGCGUGCUUUCAGAUCAAUUACAUAGACGUGAGAGUAACCCAAAGCCAAGUCACAGCCCACUGCUGUCCAGACGAACACGACUGUCAACAGUAGCUACAGUGCAGACGACCACAACUGUGAACAGUAGCUGCUGUCCAGACAAGCACGACUGUGAACAGUAGCUGCUGUCCAGACGAGCACGACUGUCAACAGUAGCUGCUGUGCAGACGAGCACGACUGUGAACAGUAGCUGCUGUGCAGAGCACGACUGUCAACAGUAGCUGCUGUGCAGACGAGCACGACUGUCAACUGUAGCUGCAGUGCAGACGAGCACGACUGUCAACAGUAGCUGCAGUGCAGACGAGCACGACUGUCAACAGUAGCUGCUUUGUAGACGAGCACGACUGUCAACAGUAGCUGCAGUGCUGACGAGCACGACUGUCAACAGUAGCUGCUGUGCAGACGAGCACGACUGUCAACAGUAGCUGCAGUGCAGACGAGCACGACUGUCAACAGUAGCUGCUGUGCAGACGAGCACGACUGUCAACAGUAGCUGCAGUGCAGACGAGCACGACUGUCAACAGUAGCUGCAGUGCAGACGAGCACGACUGUCAACAGUAGCUGCAGUGCAGACGAGCACGACUGUCAACAGUAGCUGCAGUGCAGACGAGCACGACUGUCAACAGUAGCUGCAGUGCAGACGAGCACGACUGUCAACAGUAGCUGCUGUGUAGACGAGCACGACUGUGAACAGUAGCUGCAGUGCAGACGAGCACGACUUUCAACAGUAGCUGCAGUGCAGAUGAGCACGACUGUCAACAGUAGCUGCAGUGCAGACGAGCACGACUGUCAACAGUAGCUGCAGUGCAGACGAGCACGACUGUCAACAGUAGCUGCAGUGCAGACGAGCACGACUGUCAACAGUAGCUGCUUUGUAGACGAGCACGACUGUGAACAGUAGCUGCUGUCCAGACGAGCACGACUGUCAACAGUAGCUGCAGUGCAGACGAGCAUGACUGUCAACAGUAGCUGCAGUGCAGACGAGCACGACUGUCAACAGUAGCUGCAGUGCAGACGAGCACGACUGUCAACAGUAGCUGCAGUGCAGAUGAGCACGACUGUCAACAGUAGCUGCUGUGCAGACGAGCACGACUGUCAACAGUAGCUCCUUCCUUCUUACCGCUGAAGGGGGAGUCUGCAUGUAAAGCCCUGUCCAGCAUGAAGGUUCAGGGGUAAUGAUUUUAUUCUUACUUUUUGAUCCUAAAUCUUAGAUUAUUAGCAUUUGGUCUUGUGAUGUGCAGGGUUUGUUAAUAGCUGCAGGUCUUGGGCAUAAUUGUCACAGAGGCUAUAUAUCUGAGGCAGUCUCAGAGGAUUUGUCCAUUGCCUAGAUCAGAGUGACCUGUGUCCCAUGUCUGUGAGGAAUAGUCUUGGUUAGUGGCUACCUGCUCACCCUACUCUUGAGUGGCACCAUCCCUGAGUACACAGGCCUGGACCGUGUAAGGAAUAUAACUCAGCCUGACCCAGAGAUGUGGUGAGCUGGAGGGUUAGACAGCAAGCAGCUUUCCACGGUGUCUGUCUGCUCGAGCUUGAGGCCUGGCCCUGACUUCCUUCGGUGAUGGACUACUACCUAGAAGUGAGAGCUGACGUAAACUCUUUCCCCUAAGUGUGGUUUGCUUAGGAUGUAUAUUUCAGUGUUUUAGUCACUGUUGUCUUGCUCUGAGGUACCAUGACCACAGCAACUCGUACGGAAGAACGUGUUUAAUUGGGGCGUGCUUUCUGUGUCAGAGGCUUAGUCCCAUGUUAGCUUGGUAGGAGCACGGGGAGGUAGGUGCUUAGAGCAAUAGCCGAGAGCUGCGUCCUGAUCCAUGGGUGGGAAAGGGGACAUCUGGGCCUGGCAUGAGCUUUCGAAGCCUUAAAACCUACUACCCUCAGUGACACAAUUCUUCCAACAAGGAUGCACCUACUCACGGCCACGCCUCCUAACCUGUGAUCCUUUCAAAUAGUUCCACUCCCUGGUGACCAUACAAUCAAAUAUAUGACUCUGUGGGGGCCAUUCUUACUCAAACCUCCAUACACAGCAACAGAAAACAAUCUAGAACAAGGCCAAGGCUCUCAGUGACCCAUUCCUAAUUGCCUGCUGUUCAGCACAGUUCCAUACGAUCCCUUAGUUUAGGUUCUGCUACUGUAGCAAGACACCAAGCUCAGGAACUUAACAGCUGUUGUGUUUGUUCAUGAUCUAGCAAUCUGGACUGGGGGCCAUGCUUCUGUUCUUGGAGUAGCCCUAUAUGCAACUGUUCAGCUGAAGGUUGACUGUGUGUUGCAGCAGCACCAGAAUUAUGUCAUUUGAUUACAUACAAAGUAGUUCCAUUGGUACACCAUGCUCAUGGAAACAAUAAGUAAAACUUGCUCUAAGGGGGUGGUCUGAGUUCACAGGGUGCAUUUGUGGACAUGGGUGCAGUUUACUGUGUGAAGUUGUACUAAAACCUUGAGAGGUGAUGAAGCGUUU